AUGGAGGCGCAAUUCCUACAAGGACUGCUGCAGGAGAUACGCGGGAUGCGCGAAGAUCAGGCGCGAAGGGAGGAAGAACUUCGAGCGACGUUUCGCCAACGGGAUGAGGAGCUGCAGCUUUUACGGACCUCCCAGAUAAGUCUGUCCAAUAACAGAGCCGCCGGGGAUUUCGAAACGCGAAGCGCAAACGCGAACGCGUUUAGUAACAAUUAUCCGCGAUCGGAGCUCGGGUUUAAAAUAAAGCCCGACACAUUCGACGGUACCACUUCGUUGCGCGAGUUCUUUUCACAAUUCGAACUAAUCGCGCGUGCGAACUGUUGGGCAGAUGCCACAAAGACCGUGGUACUCGCUUCGUGCUUACGAGGGAAGGCGCGUUCGGUUUUAGAGACGGUCGAGGAUUUGAUGAAUCUUGAGUUUUCGGAGCUUAAGUCUAAGCUCGAGUUACGUUUCGGAGAGAGAUUCGGUGAAGAUUUGACCGCGUACGGUACAGAGUUAGAGAGGCUUUCGCGCCUCGCUUACGCGGAGUGCCCCCACGACGUUCACGAUAAAAUUGCUUGUGCACAGUUUGUUUCGGGUGUCUAUGAUGGUUUUACAAGGCGAACCCUUCAAUUGGAAAGAAUUUCGUCUUUGAAUUUGGCCGUCGAAAGAGCUAAGGCCAUUAAAAUUAUUCAGGGUGGAAAUUUUAGAAGGGAAAGAGAAGAUACUUACGGAAUUUCUUUGAAUGAGGAAAGAGGGAAGUCGCUGGGAGGAAAGGAACUGAAGAGUGAAAGAAAUGAUAAACCCGCGACGAGGAAGAAAAGUGAAACGGAUCAAAGAAAGAAUUGGCGCGACAAUAAGUACGCUGCCAAACGCGAGGAGUGUUGGACUUGUGGAAAGUUCGGACAUUUCCGAUCCGAGUGCCCGGCCUCAGAGGGAAACUCGAUUAAGGUAGAUACGGGUUCUGACAUAUCCAUAGUUAGUGAAGAAUUUAUUGAGAAGGGAAAGAAGAGAUUACAAGUAAAGGUUUGCAAUUUGAAAUAUCCCACUGUAGAAAAAGUUUCUUUUCAAGGUAAAGUUUUGGUAAAAGUCCAAGUCGGGAAAUAUUCUCUAGAGAUUCCAAUGUAUGUGGCUAAGAUCUCCGAUGAUUGUUUACUUGGUGUGGAUUUCCUUAGGAAAAUAAAUUUGACCAAUAUUUUUUAUUCUGUUUCUCAUAAUUCUGAGUCCAUUGAUGAGGAGAUUUUCGAUUGUGCUCGUGUAGAAACGUCUUCACAAGGGGUUCCUUCCGUCUUAGAAGAACUUUAUAUUAGGAACUCUCAAAACCUUAUUGAUUCUCAAAAGAAGGAUUUUGCUGCCUUUUUGCGCAAAUUCAAAAAUGUGUUUUCUCAAGAGACUGUUGCAGGGAACUGCGAGGUCCUUGAACAUGUCAUUAAUCUUAAAGAUUGUUCCCCAAUUAAGCAGGUUCUACGUCGUAUUCCUUUGCAAUUGCGUGGAAAGGUGGAAAGAAUGAUAGAGGAUAUGAGGAAACAAGGAGUUAUUGAGGAAUCACAAAGCCCUUGGAUUUCCCCUGCCGUCUUGGUAAAGAAGAGGAACGGGGCGUUAAGAUUUUGUGUCGAUUACCGAAAAUUAAAUGCGGUAACAAUUAAAGACUCCUAUCCUCUCCCCAGAAUAGAUGAUAUUUUCGACCAGCUUUCAGUCUAUUUAGAUGAUGUGGUAGUGUUCGGAAAGAGUUUUGAAGAAAUGUUAGAGAACCUUGGAAUAAUUUUUCAAAGAAUUCAAGAAGUAAAUUUAAAGAUUAAUCCCGAAAAAUGUGUUUUCUUUUCAAACAGUGUUAAAUAUCUGGGUCAUGUAAUUUCGAAAGAAGGCAUUACUACCGAUGAAGAAAAAAUCUCAGCAGUGAAAGACUGGUCAGUACCACACACUAAGAAACAAUUGCGUAGCUUUAUUGGAUUUUGCUCUUAUUAUCGUAAAUUUGUGAGAGGAUUUUCUUCUGUUGCAAAACCUCUUUUUGUGCUCACAGAGGAUAAGGUGAAAUUUUCUUGGGGGCCAGAAUGCCAAAGUGCAUUUGAUGAAUUGAAACGAGUGUUAUCUUCUUCUCCUGUACUUCCUUUCCCUAACGAAGACGGAGAGUUUAUUUUGGACACCGAUGCUUCGAAUGUCGGUAUCGGAGCGGUUCUUUCCCAAAAACAGGAAGAGAAGGAGAGAGUUAUUGCAUAUUUCAGCCACGUUCUAAAUAAGGCAGAAAGGAAUUAUUGUGUUACUCGACGUGAAUUGUUGGCAAUUGUAGAGGCUAUCAAAUUUUUCAGACAUUAUCUUUUGGGACGGAAAUUCUUAAUCCGCACAGACCACUUUUCUUUGAAAUGGCUGAUGUCCUUCAGAGAUUUGGAAGGUCAGCUUGCAAGAUGGUUGGAGAGGCUUCAACGUUUUGAAUUUGAGAUCAUUUACCGGAAGGGAUGUUCUCAUGGAAAUGCUGACGGACUAUCUCGGCGACCGUGUGAAUCCCUCGGAUGCAAAUAUUGCGCCAAAAUCGAAUUGAAGGGUACUCAAGAGCCAAGUGAGAUAGUAGCUCGAAUCACUAUUCCCAAAAAAAGCAUGGAGGAUUGGCGUAAGGAUCAAACGGAAGAUCCAAGUUUAUUGAUCUUCAUUUCUGGAAAGGAGACAGGAGAGCGCCCUAUAUGUUCGGAGAAUGUUAUAGGGGAUAUUUCUUUUCGAAUUUAUUCCUCUUAUUGGGAUGCUCUUUGUCUGAGAGACGGAGUCCUAUAUAAGAGAUGGAAUGGCCCUUUAGGAAAGGGGAAGUCUCCUCUUCAGGUUUAUAAUGUCGGGACUCCGUUUGAAAGAGUUCAAUUGGAUAUAUUGGGUCCUCUUCCUUCAACUACGAAUAAAAACAAAUAUUUGCUUGUUCUAGUGGACUGUUUCACCAAAUGGGUGGAGGCCUUUCCGGUGAAAAACAUUAAAGCAAAAACAAUUGCAGAAAUCUUCGUCAAUCAAAUCGACUCUAGGCAUGGUGUACCUUUGGAAUCCGAUGGGCAAGUGGAGCGCCAACACCAGACUAUUACUAAUUUUCUGGCGAAAUAUAUUUCUUCAAAUCAGAAGGACUGGGAUCGUUGGAUUCCCAUAUUCCUCAUGGCAUAUAGAACCUCGAAGCAUGAAGCGACAGGUUAUACCCCUGCUGAACUUUACUUGGGACGUGAUCUUCGAUUACCUUUGGAUUUUCUACGGGGAAGUCCCCCCGAGUGUCAUGAGCAGACACCCUUCUCAAUGGAGCGUUACGUUAGAGAGCUCCGAGUAAAACUAAAAGAGAUUGGUUCGGAGGCUAGAAGGCGUUUGAAGAUGCAGUCUUUUCGCGUAAAAGCUCGCUAUGAUAAUAAAGCUAGGCAAAUCUCGUUCCAAGAAGGACAAAAGGUUUGGCUCUUUAAUCCUCGAAGGCAAAUAGGGAGGGCUCCCAAGUUGCAGAACAAUUGGGAAGGUCCUUACAUGUUAAAAAGCUUGGUGAGGUCGUAUUUUGUAUCCGGAAGUCCUUAA
Molecule: messenger RNA, 3498 nt
Organism: Vollenhovia emeryi
Lineage: Eukaryota; Metazoa; Arthropoda; Insecta; Hymenoptera; Formicidae
Exons: 6
Coding region: 1-3498 (1165 amino acids)
Biological process (GO): DNA integration
Molecular function (GO): nucleic acid binding; zinc ion binding
Source: RefSeq, a predicted model, not a curated record